Molecule: messenger RNA, 8214 nt
Organism: Ictalurus furcatus (blue catfish)
Lineage: Eukaryota; Metazoa; Chordata; Actinopteri; Siluriformes; Ictaluridae
Product: signal-induced proliferation-associated 1-like protein 2
Exons: 20
Coding region: 836-5674 (1612 amino acids)
Biological process (GO): regulation of small GTPase mediated signal transduction; activation of GTPase activity
Cellular component (GO): cytoplasm
Molecular function (GO): protein binding; GTPase activator activity
Source: RefSeq, a predicted model, not a curated record
UGUUGGUGUUUGUUGGUGUGAACAUUGCAGUCAUGUUUCCCAACAUUCUAAAUCGAACGGCCAACUUUUAAAAGUGGGUGAUUGUCGGCGUUGUUCGGCGCCUGUCGAUGCAGUGGGAACCAGGCUUAAGAUCUAUAAAUCUCUAACUUUACAAGGGCCAAUAAAAUACAGAAAUAUCAAGGUCGUAAAUGAGAGAAAUGACGGCCCUUUUUUAUGCUCUUUAAAUGAACCGAUGGCAGCGUUUCAUAAAAUCAUCGCGUGAAUUGAAGGGGGCGGAGCUUCCAGAGGUGCUUGGAAUGUUGGGGGAAAGCAGUAUCAGUGGUCGGAUGGACUGAACGCCGUCAGGACGGUGGAGGGAUUGGCUUUAACCUAGCGCUUUAAACAGAACCAUAACAAUAUCCAGUUUCUAUGUUAGUAAACUACUUGGAUUUCGUCUACUAAUCUUAAAGAUUCAACUCCACCAGGGUGUGCACUAUAUUAGCUCAUCUUUCUGCAAAGAGCACUGCCUAUCUAAGCCUCAUUGUCCAUCAUCCAGUCUUAUUACUGAAAUUAUUUUUGUCUGUCAUUGACCUAGUCAAUCCUGAGGAAAUAUGGACUUAGGCUAAAGAUUGGUCCUUUGCCCCACUGAAACUUGUCAUUUGCCCUUUGCCAUCUCUGAAGCUUGAGAAGGAAUCCCUCUUCCUUACGACCUAUUACAAUGUAAUUAAUAGGGUACUUGUGUUCCUGCUUUCCCCACCAGCUAUAAACCGGGUUUCAUCUUAAGCAAAGACCUGGCAUAGACAAGACAAUUCUGUAGACCUCAGUGACUGGAGGCCUUUAGGUCUCCUCUAAAGACAUGCAGUCUUCAGAGGAGCUGUUUAACAUGAAACUGAAGUCCUUGCAUGGAAACAAAGAAACUCCAGCUACCAGCCUGCAGUGCAAGUAUAAUGGGGUAGGAAAAGUCAAUGGCACAUCUGCCAUGCCUAAAAUGGGUGUACGUGCCAAGAUAUCAGACUGGCUGCCCAAAAAAGAAGGGUGGGAGAAUCUAUAUGAUUCAAACUAUGAGAGAGUUCAAAAUGGACAGCCAGACCAAAACAUAGAGAUCACUGAUGUGAAUGAAGCACCCUUGGAACUUGAUCAUCCUGACACAAAAUAUUCACUGAGUGAACUUUUGAGUCAGUCCCCUUUAAAGGGACUUCAUCCUAUUCGACAGCGAAGCAACAGUGAUGUGACUAUCAGUGAUAUAGAUGCUGAGGAUAUAAAGCAUCAAAAAGCUGUCAACCCAAACACUGGUGCCUCAUUGCAUCGGGAGUAUGGCAGCACUUCCUCUAUUGACCAACAAGGUCUAGGUGGGGAUGGAGUCCUUGCACUGUUAAAGGGUUAUAGAGUAGAUAAAUUAGAUCAUCUGAAUACAUACUCAAUUGGUUUCCCAGAGCUGCGUUACAACAAUGCUCUCUCACCUAGCUUGCAGACAGCAGCUCAGAUUGCACGUGGAGAGAUCAUUUGUAUCUCAGGCUAUGAUUAUGCAGGCAGUUCCCUUCUCUACAGUCAAGAAAGAGAGAAGUCCUUCGUGCAUCGGCUCAAGUCAGAGUCAUCUGAGACAUCUCUCUUCCGGAAGUUGAAAACUAUUAAAAGUGAGCAUGAUGGUCUCCGCCUCUCAAUAGAGCAGGAAGACCGGUGGUCUCUUGGUGUCCCGAAAUGCUUUGCUCACUAUGAUGUGCAGAGUGCACUCUUUAAUGUUAGUGAUGCUGUGGCAAAUCAAGUCAGCCUUGGUCAUAGGAAGAACACUACUACUGGGGCCUCCGCUGCUUCACAGUAUCAAGUCCCAUGUAGUGGUCCAGUAUGUGGAAAUAAUAGUGGAACUGCACCAAUGUUUGAAUCUCCACUGAGCAACCAUGAAGAGUUGAAGCCAAAACAGAAUAUUGAUGCAGAUGAGGGUGAUGGAAAGAGCAAUGGGCUAGUACUAAGUUGCCCACAUUUCCGGAAUGAGAUUGGUGGCGAGGGUGAAAGGAGGAUUUCUCUGUCCAGAGCCAACAGUGCCAACUACAGUGGAGGAGAAAGCUGCUCCUUUGAGUCCUCAUUAAGCUCUCACUGCACCAAUGCUGGUGUUUCUGUGCUGGAAGUACCUCGGGAAAACCAACCAGUUCAUCGUGAAAAAGUGAAACGAUACAUCAUUGAGCACAUUGACUUGGGGGCAUACUAUUAUCAUAAAUAUUUCUAUGGAAAAGACCACCAGAAUUACUUUGGCAUGGAUGAGAACCUGGGUCCCGUGGCCAUCAGUGUGCGACGAGAAAGGCUUGAAGAGAUGAAGGAGAAGGAGGGGUUAGCAUACAAUUACCGUAUUGUCUUCAGGACCAGUCAGCUUACUACUCUUCGAGGAUCAAUUCUGGAAGAUGCAGUGCCUUCCACAGUGAGGCAUGGCACAGCUCGUGGCCUUCCCCUAAAGGAGGUGUUGGAGUAUGUAGUUCCUGAGCUCAACAUUCAGUGCCUUCGACUGGCUCUCAACUCCCCCAAAGUCCCUGAACAGCUUCUCAAAUUGGAUGAGCAGGGGCUAAGUUUCCAGCACAAGGUGGGUGUGUUGUACUGUAAGGCAGGUCAGAGCACAGAGGAAGAAAUGUACAAUAAUGAGAAUGGUGGACCUGCACUGGAGGAAUUCCUGGACCUGCUUGGACAGAGAGUGCGACUAAAGGGCUUCAAUAAGUACAAGGCACAGCUAGAUAAUAAGACGGACUCUACAGGAACCUACUCACUCUACACUACUUACAAGGACUAUGAACUAAUGUUUCAUGUGUCCACUCUCCUACCCUACACACCCAACAACAGACAACAGCUGCUCAGAAAGAGACACAUCGGAAAUGACAUUGUCACCAUUGUGUUUCAAGAACCAGGAGCCCUGCCCUUCACGCCUAAAAACAUUCGCUCCCACUUCCAGCAUGUAUUUGUUAUUGUUAAAGUCCAUAAUCCAUGCACUGAAAACGUCUGCUACAGUGUUGCUGUAUCAAGAUCAAAAGAUGUGCCUUUGUUUGGUCCUCCAAUUCCUAAAGGUGUGACCUUCCCAAAGUCAUCUGUCUUCAGGGACUUUCUGCUUGCCAAGGUAAUCAAUGGUGAGAAUGCCGCACACAAGUCAGAGAAGUUCUAUGCUAUGGCUACCCGAACACGCCAAGAGUACCUUAAAGACCUGGCUGAGAACUUUGUGAGCACAGCUACUGUGGACUCAGCUCUGAAGUUCAGCUUCAUCACACUGGGUGCCAAGAAAAAAGAGCGGGUCCUACCACGUAGGGAUGCCCACCUCCACAGCAUAGGAGCCAUCAUGUGGAGUGUGGUGGCAUGGGAUUUCAGCCAAUCAGUGGAUGUUCAGUGCCUGCUUUGCAUCUCCAAUGAGUUCAUUGUGCUGAUCCAGGAAGAGUCAAAGAAUGUGGUCUUCAAUUGCUCCUGUCGUGAUGUGAUAGGCUGGACCUCCACCAUCAUGAGCAUUAAAGUAUUCUAUGAACGUGGUGAGUGUAUGAUGUUCUCAGCCCAGGAAGGCUUUGGAGAAGACAUCAGGCAAAUCGUCCACAGGCUUGAGAUAACCACUCAUGGCUGUGAGACCACACAAAUGGCACUUCGUCGAAAUGGCUUGGGACAGCUGGGUUUCCAUGUCAACUUUGAAGGCAUUGUGGCUGAUGUUGAGGCAUUUGGAUUUGCAUGGAAAGCAGGCCUGCGCCAGGGCAGCCGCCUGGUGGAGAUUUGUGAGGUGGCUGUAGCCACACUUACUCAUGAGCAGAUGAUCGACUUGCUACGCACUUCCAUCACAGUCAAGGUGGUGAUUAUUCAGCCUCACCAGGAUGGUACUCCCAGAAGAGGUUGUUCGGAGCUGUACCGCAUUCCCAUGGUGGAAUACAAGCUCGACAGUGAAGGCACACCCUGUGAAUAUAAGACCCCAUUCAGGAAGAACACCACCUGGCACCGGGUGUGCACUACUCCAGGGGGCCAGCCCCUACCACGAGGCUCACCCACUCAGGGUCCUGAACAAGUGCAAUGCCAACCGAUCUCACAGCACAUUGAGAUAUCCAUCCCACGCAGCACGUCAUUCGACAGGAAACUGCCAGACAUCUCCAGGAUGACACAUGAUCUGGAAAACCCACAGAUAUCCUGUAGUAAGGUACAGGCCAGUCAACACUACCGUAGCUCACCCAGUAACCAGUCUUCAUCCAGUGACCCAGGGCCAGGUGGCAGCACAACAUGGAUCCAAUGGCCAGGAUAUGAUGGGUGUCAUUCACCUAUACUGCACGAGCAAUCAUCUGAUCCUCCUGCCCAAGACAUAGGAGGUGAUGAAAGCUUGAAAGAGAAACAACCAAUGUUGGAGAGGGCACGCUCUGCAGAGGCCAAGUGGCACACUCCUUCAACAAAGAUACUCAACUCUCUGAAUGAGAGAGGCAAAGACUCGCCUAACAAACUGGCCCGGGGCAGAGAUAAGACCUCCAGCCACUCAAGCAUCACGCUGUCAAGCAGUGCCUCUAGCAGUAAUAGUGAUGAGAAACACUUUGGUUCAGGUGACCUGAUGGACCCAGAGUUGUUGGGUCUCACCUACAUCAAAGGAGCUUCGACUGACAGUGGCAUAGAUACAACACACUGCUGUGCACCAGUUCCACUCACAGGGGAUACCCUUGCUGCCAUGGAACACCUGGUGCUGCAACACCAGGCAGCAGUGGACCAGGGACACACUUGGACUCAGGAGCAUCCAGAGAACAGAGACAAGAAACCUGUACAGCUGUACCUGCCUCAGAGUUAUACCAUGACCAGACAAACAGGCAUUAACAGCGGCAUGAGAGACCUGAGAGAGAUCUCAUCACACUCAAGACAGCUGUACUUGGUGGAGGAAAUGUGCCAUAUCCAGGAAGGAGAAAGAGAAAGAGAGGAGGGGUGCAGGGACCAGUCAGACAUGACAAAGGAGUACCUAAAGGUUAUGCACCCAGACAGUCUGCCUGGAGAAGAGGUCUGCAGGAAGGCUUUGGUCUCAGAAAGUCCACUUCCCUGCCGUGUACUGUACCGCGCUCUGUCAGAAGAGAGUAUGUGCAGUAAUCGCAAAGGCUCAUCCUAUGCCAGCUCCCGCAGCUCAGUGCUUGAUCAGGUUCUACCAAAUGAUAUACUGUUCAGCAGCACUCCAGCUUACCACAGCACUCUCCCCUCUCGCAUUGGCUGCAGCCAGCCUGUAUCCAACCUCCGGAAUGAGGUCUGGUUUUCUGAUGGCUCCUUGGCAGACAGGUCAAAGUUUAGUGAUCCAGGACUCCUCCCCCUACCGGACACAGCCACAGGUCUGGACUGGUCCCAUCUUGUUGAUGUUGCUCGAGCCUUUGAAGAUCAGAAUAUGGCUACUGUCUACAUAAUGACUGACAUGCAGGGAGCUAAACCUGUUCAGAGCUCUCAAGAGCCCAUCAGACAGGCUGCUGCAGUGGAAGGAGCUAUACUACAGCCUGGAAAUGGCACAUCUGCCACUCUGACUGGUAAGGUCAACCAACUUGAAGUCAUCCUGAAGCAGCUCCAGCAUGACUUAAGAAAGGAGAAAGAGGAUAAAGCCAUCUUGCAGGUGGAGGUACAACAUCUUCGACAAGAUAAUAUCCGUCUACAGGAGGAGAGUCAAACAGCAUCUGCGCAACUCAGGAAAUUCACGGAAUGGUUCUUUAAUUCCAUUGACAAAAACCCUGAGAACAGUUGAGCCUAUUGUGUUAGCUAAGUAUAUAGGUGACCCUUUAAUUGUGCAGCUCCUUCCCCAGUGUGAUGUCUGUGUUCAAAAGUUAAAGAGGACCCUUUUAGCAGGGUAAAUCAGCUGCUGUGGCAAUUUCAAUCUAUGCUAACAGACUGCUGGGAUUCCUAAGAGAAAACGGAAAAAGACCUUGGAAAGAGACAUUGCUAACACUGCUCGAUUAGUGAAAGUGAAGGUAAGUGAAAUGAAGAAGAAAACGAAUGUAAUUCACCUGGGACCUACUUUUGCUUGGUAUAUCAUAUUCAUAUUGCCAGUAUAUCCGACCCCUUAUUUGCUUUGUUGUUUUUGUUGAUCUCCAGCAUUGUGCGAUGAAGUUGUUGGUAAUGCUGCUGACACUAACAGUGUCAUAAUUUUUGAGUGCCAUAUUUUAUAUGCAUUUUUAACAAUAGUUUUCAUAGUAGUUUCCAAACAGAGACAUGUCCUUGCAAUGAUGUAGUAGCAUUAGGAGAAAAUGCAUAAUGUGCAUAGUCCCUGCUAGUGCAAAAUGUGGUCAUUUCCUUUUAAGGUUGCAGUUUUACAGUAUUUCUGCUCUAUGCCUCAAAAAGGAUAGUAAGUGUGUGGAAAAUAAUUGUUUAUAUGAGUGGUUUAUCUCUUUUUCAUUUUUGCAUUGAGCAAAAAAGUGUGUGUGUGUGUGUGUGUGUGUGUGUGUGUGUGCGCGCGCGCGCGCGUGUUCGUGCGUGCGUGUGUGUGUUUCUGUCUCUGUCUGUGUGUGGUUUUUUGUUACAGUAGCAAGUGUUUUUAUAGAGUUAGUUUUUAUUUCUGUAUGUGAGACAGUGAACCACACUCGCAAUGCAAAAAUGUGUAUUAUACCUGUACCACAGUUGAAGUGGCUUGUAUUUAACAGCUAUUUAUGUUUAUUUAACCUAAUUUUGUUGAUUUUAUUUAAAAAUAUAUAUUUUUGGUUCUGCACUAAAGAUUGAAGAAACUUUGAGAAGCCUAGGCUAAAAUGUGGAUGCCUCAUCAGGGCUGUGUUGAAUAUACAAUUUUUUGUUUAUUUUUUCCAUCAUUCCAACAUUUGGAUGCUGCUAGAUUAAACUCAUAUAUGUUCAUAUGUUUUGGGGUUUGUUUGUUUGUUUUUUUGUUUGUUUGGUUUUUUUUGGUGGUGGUUAUUUUAUUUUUAUUUAUUUUAAUUUUUUUUGCGUUUUUUUUUUUUUUUUUUACAAAUUUGUUUCUUGUGAGUAAUUUUUGUUUUUGUUUUUUCUUUUAAAGCAAAUGUAUUAUAUAACUACAGUUUUGGUAGUUUAUGCAAUUUAUUAUUUUAGUGGUAACCAAUAGUAGAUGGAUUAAUGGUGGAAGAUUGAAAAACACUGGUUUGAUAUUGAAUUUUCAAAAUCACUGGUUUGAUAUUCAGUUUCCAAGUAGACUGGUUCUUGGUGCUUACUGUCAUUGUGUACUUUGACAUUUUGAGACAUUUUUUCCCCAUCAUUUCAACAGACAUCAGAAUUAUACUUGCAAUUGAGGCAGUAUAUUAACUCAGCACCCUUUUAGAUGGGAUUUGUUAUGAUUUCACAUUUAGCCAUGGUAUAUGAACUGUCAGUCAUCUUUUAAAAAAUUGUUUCUAUCAUUUAUACCAAUUAAAAUGCAUUUCUGUCUAUUACUGUCUAUGUGUUGAUCUUUCUGUAUGUUUCUUAUAAAGGAAUUAGGUAGAGUCGGAGCACUAGCAAUUACAAAAUUAAAUAUAGCUGCAAGCAGCAAUUAUCGGGGUUCAAGCCGUUUAGGGCCCUUAAAGUUGUUAAAAGAUAUUACUUAAUAUUGUACCAUCCAAUAAGCACAUAAAUCAAAGAAAAACCAAGAUAAUUUUAAGAAAUAUUGACCUUCAUUAAGCUUGUCUAAUAGCUGCUGAACAUUGCUUGACCAAUGCCAGCCAUGUUUUUCAAGAUUCAGAUUUCAAUUGUCCUUGUAUAUGCUGAUUGGACCUUGGACAAAGACGAUUCUUGCAAGAUUUAUUUAUCAAGUCUAUUGGACCAAUGGCCAAUUUCAUGUUUUGUUCUGCUAUAGCACCACCAACUGGUCACACUCAGUAAUGUUUUUUUUUUACAUCUAUCCUCAAAUGGAGCCCAUACAUAUGUACCCCAAGUUUAGUGAAAAUAGCUCAUUCCUUUCAAGAGUUAUAGCCAUUUAAGUAAAAGUGGUCAUCCCCACUAUAAACUAGUUGAUGUGCACUUGUGAGGGUAAAUCAAAACUUCAACUUUUUUUGAUCAUUUCUUAUCUAAGUAGUCCAAAUAAUUGUCAGUAGGAUUAUUACAGUUGAGCAAAAAACCUAACACUAGUUCACAAAACUAGGUUUUUGAAAUAAUCUCAAAUAUUUAAUGAACGAUUUGAUUGACAGCAGUGGUCCUAGAGGCAAAGUUGUUCAGAAUGAUGAGGUCUAAUGUAUGAUACAAAGAAUAUGUGUGUGUCUGAAACAGUGAAUAAUAUACAAUCAAUUACACACCCAUCUUCAAGUUGUUUUUACUAUUAUAGUACCACCAAGUGACCAAACUCCUCCAUUU